Messenger RNA from Magallana angulata, 1159 nucleotides. Its product is annotated as endoplasmic reticulum resident protein 29-like. The record is from RefSeq and is a predicted model, not a curated record. Gene Ontology annotation, biological process: protein secretion. Gene Ontology annotation, cellular component: endoplasmic reticulum; endoplasmic reticulum lumen. Bases 86 to 835 code for a protein of 249 amino acids. The transcript is spliced from 4 exons. Lineage: Eukaryota; Metazoa; Mollusca; Bivalvia; Ostreida; Ostreidae.
CUAGUGUCUUCACUCAUGUUUAUCGGUCCAUAACGUGGGACUAUCUAAACCGUAAACGCGUGGAAAAGGCCGGAAGGUAGCAAACAUGCUGCAAAUCUGUGCUUAUUUAUCCCUGGCUCUUGUUUUUCUCUUUGGGACCAGUUAUGUUUCAUCGGAAACUAUUCAAGGGUCUGUUCUGUUAAACAGCGCUGUCUUUAGCAAGAUUGUGGAUAAAUACAAGGCAGUGUUGAUAAAGUUUGAUGAGACAUACCCUUAUGGAGACAAACAGGACACCUUCAAAGCAGUGGUUGAGGCCACACUCUCCCAGUCUGAUUUACUCUGUGCUGAAGUUCAGGUUGCAGAUUAUGGGGAGAAGGAAAAUGCAGACAUCGCAGAGAAAUAUGGAGUGAAGAAGGAUGAUUUUCCAGUCUACAAACUAUUUGUUGAAGGCAAAGAUGAGCCAGUGACCUACACAGGAGAUGUCAAAAUUGCUGAUGAUAUCAAAAAAUUCUUAAUAAGAGAAUCAGGCUUAUGGCUUGGACUUCCAAGUUGUCUAGAAGAUUUUGACAAACUGGUUGCAGAAUUCCAAAAAACUCCAGAUGAUAAAAAACCAGAUUUACUGAAAAAGGCAGAGGAGUUAGCCAGUAAAUAUGCAUCAGAAAAAGAGAAGAAAUCAGCAGAAAUAUAUAUAAAGACUUUGAAAAAGCUAGUUGAAACCCCUAGUUUUGUGGACACAGAGAUUAAAAGAGUAGAAAAAUUAAAAGAUGGCAAAGUUAGUGAUAAAAAGAAGGAGCAGUUGAAUGAAAGACUAAAUAUUUUAACAUCGUUUCAAAUGAGACUAAGAGAUGAAUUGUAAAAGAUACACAAAUCUGUUUUAAUGAUCAUUCAAUGAAGAAUCAAUCACUCCAGAUCAUACUUUAAACAAUCAUAAAAGAGAAGUCAUUAAAUCUAGAUUUACUUCCCCUUGUCAGCCAUAUUCCUAAGAACUUUCUUCUUUUUCUACUUUUGUAUGAGUUAAUCUUAAGUGUGUACUGGUUAUAAAUCUAGUUUUGGUCAUCUGCAUGGUGCUAUGUCUGCAAUAGAAAAAUGUGUGGUCUAAAAUUACAUGUCCAGUUGCAUAUGUUAUCAGAAUACUAGUAUGAUUUUUUUUUUUUAGAAAAUAAAGAAAAUCAUAAAUAUA